CCCUCCCCCUUUAAGAAGCCUCCAUGUGCUCUUUGGUUUUUUUCUCAAUUCAACUCCCUUUCCCAUUUCACUUUCCCCUUUAUUCCUUUCUCUCUCUAACUUUCUCUCUCACACACACACACACAAAACCUCUGCCAAAACCCCAGGCCUCUUACACUACAUGAACAUGUUUGGAAACAAUAGGAAUGAACUUCCCUACGAAUAUACCUCACAAUUCCAACCCCAUUUCCCACUAACCAUACCGGAAUCCACCGCCGCCGCAUUCCCGUCACCGCCACCGCCGCUGGAUAUCCCGACCGGCUACCACCACGACCCAGUGGCGGCACUUCGGUCGGAAUUGGGGUAUGCCAGCAGCUGCUGUAGCAGCUACGGCGGGUCCCCCACCAGCUACGGCGGCGGCGGGGCCUACAGCCCUACCAGCUAUGGAGGCGGCGGGGCUUACAGCCCCACCGCCACCAUCAUUCAAAGGAGCAUCAGCAGCCACUCUCUUCACAAAAACCCCGAAAUUUAUAACUCCCCCAUGCAUUCAUCGUUGUCGCCAAGAUAUUUCGAAGCCGAGACCGCCACCUCCGUCAGGAAGGCAAUGAGCACCGGCGAUUUGCAGGUGGUGAACUUAGCACAACAACAUAAUCAACGGUCGAGCAUUUCGUCGGCCGCGACAGAGAGCAGUAUAAUCGAGAGCAUGAACAGAGCCAAUCCGUACAGUCCGGAGGAGAAAAGGGAGAGAAUCGAGAGAUACAGAAGCAAGAGAAACCUAAGGAAUUUCAACAAGAAAAUCAAGUACGAGUGUAGGAAGACUUUGGCGGAUAGUCGGCCCCGCAUAAGGGGACGAUUCGCGAGGAAUGACGAAAUCGAGAAGAACAUUCCUCAGAGCCAAUGGGAUCAAACAGGGAUCGAGGAAUACGACGACGAGGACGAUGAUAAUUGGAUCCAUUUUCUUGAUGCAUUUUCAGCAAACCUAAUGCCUUAGAUGCAGUAUUCUAGGAUCAUGAUUAAUGCCUUUUAAUAUUACUCUAUUAAGUAUUUGUAAGAAUUGUUGUUAUUAAUUAAUGAAACGAUAUCUUAUGAGAAAAAAAAAUCAUCUAAUUCUAAGGUAUCGACGUAA
This is a messenger RNA of Erythranthe guttata (spotted monkey flower), 1105 nucleotides long. Its product is annotated as CCT motif family protein. Gene Ontology annotation, molecular function: DNA-binding transcription factor activity; protein binding. The record is from RefSeq and is a predicted model, not a curated record. NCBI's taxonomy places the organism in Eukaryota, Viridiplantae, Streptophyta, Magnoliopsida, Lamiales, Phrymaceae. Gene Ontology annotation, biological process: regulation of flower development. Gene Ontology annotation, cellular component: nucleus.